This is a messenger RNA of Microtus ochrogaster (prairie vole), 5828 nucleotides long. RefSeq names its product terminal nucleotidyltransferase 5A (gene Tent5a). Gene Ontology annotation, biological process: mRNA stabilization. The record is from RefSeq and is a predicted model, not a curated record. Lineage: Eukaryota; Metazoa; Chordata; Mammalia; Rodentia; Cricetidae. Gene Ontology annotation, molecular function: poly(A) RNA polymerase activity; RNA binding.
UCUGCGCGGAGAAGUCGCGGGCCGCAGCCAGGAGCGCACUCGCAGCUCCUGCGAAGUGUGUCCGCCUCGCGGUUCCACGCUCGCCUGCGCUCCUAGAAGGGGCGGCCGCCUCCAGGUGACACAGACGGGACUCUCGCUUGUGCUUUCCAGAUGCAUCAGAGAUACUUUUGGACUGACCAAGGCCAACUGGCGUUCGGCGGGCACUACAUGGCCGAGGGCGAAGGGUACUUUGCCAUGGCGGAAGACGAGCUGACCGGCGGCCCCUACAUCCCCCUGAGUGGUGACUUCGGCGGCGGCGGCGGCAGCUUUGGCGACCGCUGCUUGGACUAUUGCGAAAGCCCCACGGCGCACUGCAAUGUGCUGAAUUGGGAGCAAGUGCAGCGGCUGGACGGCAUCCUGAGCGAGACCAUCCCGAUCCACGGGCGCGGCAACUUCCCCACGCUCGAGCUGCAGCCGAGUCUGAUUGUAAAGGUGGUGCGGAGGCGCCUGGAGGAGAAGAGCAUAGGUGUCCGCGACGUGCGCCUCAACGGCUCGGCCGCCAGUCAUGUCCUACACCAGGACAGUGGCCUGGGCUACAAGGACCUGGACCUCAUCUUCUGCGCUGACCUGCGUGGGGAAGAGGAGUUUCAGACUGUGAAGGACGUCGUGCUGGAUUGCCUGUUGGACUUCUUGCCCGAAGGGGUGAACAAGGAGAAGAUCACACCGCUCACCCUCAAGGAAGCUUAUGUGCAGAAAAUGGUUAAAGUGUGCAAUGACUCUGACCGGUGGAGUCUCAUAUCCCUGUCAAACAACAGCGGCAAAAAUGUGGAGCUCAAGUUUGUGGAUUCCCUCCGGAGGCAGUUUGAAUUCAGUGUAGAUUCUUUUCAAAUCAAAUUAGACUCUCUCCUCCUCUUCUACGAGUGUUCGGAGAACCCAAUGACAGAAACAUUUCACCCCACAAUAAUCGGGGAGAGCGUCUACGGGGAUUUCCACGAAGCCUUUGAGCACCUUUGCAACAAGAUCAUUGCCACCAGGAACCCAGAGGAAAUAAGAGGGGGAGGCCUGCUUAAGUACUGCAACCUGUUAGUGAGGGGCUUCAGGCCCGCUUCCGAUGAGAUCAAGACCCUCCAGAGGUACAUGUGUUCCAGGUUUUUUAUCGACUUCUCAGACAUUGGGGAGCAGCAGAGAAAGCUGGAAUCCUACCUGCAGAACCACUUCGUAGGCUUGGAAGACCGCAAGUAUGACUAUCUCAUGACCCUUCAUGGAGUGGUCAAUGAGAGUACGGUGUGCCUGAUGGGACAUGAAAGGAGGCAGACUUUAAACCUUAUCACCAUGCUGGCAAUCCGGGUGCUAGCUGACCAAAACGUCAUCCCUAAUGUGGCCAAUGUCACUUGCUAUUACCAGCCGGCCCCCUAUGUUGCGGAUGCUAACUUUAGCAAUUACUACAUUGCACAGGUUCAGCCCGUGUUCACAUGCCAGCAGCAAACAUACUCCACUUGGUUACCCUGCAAUUAAGAAUCAUUUAAAAAUGUCCUGUGGGGGGAAGCCAUUGCAGACAAGAUAGGAAAACAGAAAAAAGAAAAAUACAAAAUGACAACAACAAAAAAAGGCGUGAGCCAUCCCUCCUAGGGAUGUGUCUUGCACACUGGGGACAUGCCCCUGAUUGCUUGGCAAUGCUUAUGGAUUUUCCAUUGGUAAGGGAGCAUGAUCUCGACUUGUCACCCCCCCUUGGCCACCCCCACUCCCCGUGGUCUCUACCCAAUUGGAGUGUAUCUUGAAACAAAAGAGGCCCAUUAGUUAAAGCAGCCAGGUCCUCCCAAGAGAACAGGGGAAUUUAAAAAAAAAAAAUGGCUUGAUUGUUGACAAUAUGGGUUUGCAACAACUACUCCCAUAGCUCUGCCAUAGGCGAGGGGGAAAACUUUCAAGGUGGCAUUCACAAAAGGGAAAAUACAGAGGAGAAAAGCCUUGUCUCUGAGUUGAGGAGGUCAGGAAGUAACACGGGGAAAAGAGGGACUCCUCCUGGGGAUCACCAUCUGGCUUGCAGCAAGUGCUUUCUCUAGAAGAUCCCAGGCUCCUCACAGAAACUGCUCAAUCCAAAUGAACAGUAGUAUUUUGAUGCUGUUCUCGUAACGAAUAGUGGAACUUAAUGAUGACACAUUAAUUCCAGCUUUGUGCAUAGCUCGCGUUCUUAAAGUGUGAAGACGCAAGCAAAAACCGUUGUAGCCAAGAGAAUACGCUCAAGGACCAAAGAUUUAACAGAUAAGAAUCCCCAAGGAGAAGAGAUAGACUAGGAUAUAUAAAGACUUACUAUAUUUGUUACACACCAAUACACAUCAAAGUGCCUGUUGCUUUCAGAGGAUUUGAAGUGGAAAAGGUUAUUUUACGGUUUAAUGAUGAUUUUAUUUUAUCAGGGACUCAAGAAAAAAAUAAAACAACAUAUAAGCUUGUGAAUGGUGGAGGAAAUGCCCUAUUUUUCUUGGCAAAUACCUAUAUAAAGUUAAUAUUGUUUGGUGUGAUGUUAUCAUAGGUAUGUGUGAGUAUAUUGUUUGUGUGUGUAUGCACACACAUGUAUGUGAUAUGUAUGUAUAUACACACACACUCCUUUGUCUAUGACCUAUAAAAUAAUGUAUCAAAUAGGAAAUUUUAAAAUACUGUGCAUUUUAUUUUUAUUUUUUGGUAGGAUCAUAGAAGACAUGGGCAUACUGCAAUGACAAAUUAAAACCCAUAUAAAAAUUAAACAAUGGAGAGAAAUGAGUAAUAUAUUUGAUAGGAAGAGCAGAGAUUAUACAUUUUUAGUGAGUUUUUUUCUUUUCAGUGAACCAGAGAAUUUCACAAAUGGGAGAAUUUUUGGUAGAACACUUUUUAAUUGACUUGACCUGACAUUUUGAGAGUCUGAGCCCCUUCCCCUUAAAUAAAUAGAAUCACAUGCCUUUAAGGCAUAGAAGUUGUGAAUCAUGGACCAGAGAUGGAAUAAUUAAUCCAUUACUGCUCAAAACAAUUUCUGGGACCUGAACACUACUUCUUAAUAUUUAAAUGAAUAUACAAAUGAGUGCAUUCUGCAUUUUGGACCACUAGAAUUUAAUAAAUGUGAAAUGACCCUUUUUAAAGAGUAUUUGCACAAUUACAUAAAGUUUAUAUAUAGGAUAUAUAUUAUAUAUACAUUUUAUAAAUUUAUGCCAAUAUGAAAAGUUUGAUCUGGUUGUCACACUGCAUAAAAAUAUUUAGUACUGUACAUUAAAUUAAGUCACUUUACAUUUGAUCAAACCCAACUUCAUUUUUUUUCAAGAGACCAUUUAUAUACCUUUGUGACAUGAGCUGAUAUUAUGAUUAUUUCAGCGACAGCUAAUCCUAACUCCUGUCCCAGCCCUGUAGACGCUGGUCUCUGAAAAUACAUUUCUAAAAGCAUUAGAAACCUUCCCUUCUUAUUGUGAAACAAUAACAUGAACUCCUUAAUUCUUUAUGAGUGAGUGCUGAUUAUGAUACUUUUUUGCAGACCCAAUCACACAGGAGCAAGGGAGAGCAUAGCACUCUCCUACUGGCAGUGUGAUUGAUUUUUUUGUUACCUAGGCAUCUCUCAGAUUCUCAUGGCCAGGUUAGUGUAGGUUAAUCUGUCUGGACCGUCCUUCUGUGCGUGUGUAUUUGAAGCCUUAACAGGAACCAGAUGGGUUUGCUGUAGCAGCUUCCCUGUGAAUCCCCACCAAGCUGUCACAGCCCCCAACACUGCCACUCUCUUUUAUAGGGAACAAUUCCUACACCCCUGUUAGUCCAGUUUCCCUCAUCACGGCCCAAGGUUUGAGAAAUCCAUUGUGAAGUCCCAGGAAACAUUGUUCAUCUUGCAGAGUGCCUGGCGCUCACCUAUCAGAAAAGAGACAGUCCAGUCUGCUUAGCUCUUAACAAGUUCUUUUGGACUGCUGGGGUUCAGAGGCUCAUCUGGUGACCUGGUUUCUGCUUGUGAUAAUUCUGCAUCCAUGAGUUAUUCACUGUUUUGAGAAGUCUGGAGAUCUCUGGCUCUGCCACGGCAGCAACCUGCUGUUAAUUCACAACACAGGUUUUUGUCCCAAGGAGUCAUAUUAGAAAAUAUGCCUUUCAUUUACUUUCCCAAGUAUUUAUAUUCUUUGCUUGAUGACUUUAAGGUUGGUAGCUUAGUUGAAAGUGCCAGCAUAUGGUAUUCAGAUAGAACAGGCUGUGUUCAAGACAACUUUUGGCAUUUACUUUAACCUUACAUAAUUUAUUUCUAUUUUGUGCAUACUAUAGUCCUGUGCAUAUGUAGUUGAACACACAACAGAAUAUAUGUCUCUCUUUGUGGAUGUGUGGCCUAAAAAAAACCUGAAUGUCAGAGCAAAGAACAGCUCUCUGUGUCUGAUCAGGGCCUGUGAUUUGUUUGCUUUUGUGUUUAUCUGCCUAGUGCACUGUUACUUUGAAACAGGAAGAAGUUUUGCCUUCUGGAGACUCUUCUCGUGUGUUCAGUCUGGCAUCUCAGAGAACACUUAGCCUGUGACUGUGUCCUCUUACAAAGUUUACUUUAUCUGCAGUAAAUUCAGCUGCCUCAAGAACUCUUACAGCGAGAUGGACUUUGAAAAAUGGAAUCGAGCACUCACUGGCUUUGAUAUCGUUAGACUGUUUUGACCUGGGUCCAAAAAAACACAAGGAUGGCCAGAAUAUCUGUACAUCAAGCCAAGACAAGAAACGAAAAGUCAACAUACUGUUUAUGCCACCCCUUUCUGUUCGCUGUCAUUGGUUGCUUUACUGUGCAUAUCCUCGUUUUCAAUGCAAUGCUUGUUAAAUAAAUAUUGUGAACUAUUUUGUAAAUGAAAUGUAUUAUGUUGAAAGCUGUCAGCAGCUAUCAAAAAUAAGCUUUGUUGUGAAAGAAAAAAGUGUGUUAGAUAAAACAAAAAAAAGCCAAAAAAACCACCCCAACCCUGUUUUCAUAUAUAGCACCUAUUUGAAUAUACUCUUUCUUUAAGAUUUCUUUCAGCAUCAACCAUUUCAGUGCUGUGGAGGGAUCUCCGUGUCACAUUUUUGUCAUGGUAAUGGCUUGCGAGGAAACAAGUGAUGGGAGUACCAGGUGGGGCAUGGUGAGGGGCUUGGGGAUACGGCUGCAAACCUUUGCAGACCGUAAGAGGCUCUGCUUCCUGUUGACCCUCGCUCCUGCUUCUCCAGACCCAUCGACUGCUCUGAGUUGUCCCACCACAGCAAGCUGCACCUCGGGUCACUCUUGGAAUGUUUUGACAAUUUGUGUGUCACAGGCAGAAAAAGGAUGGAAAAUGGACUCUUCAAAACUGACAUGUUCGUAUCAGUGCUAGAGGGAACAGAUUGUGAAUUUUGUUUACAGCAUCCAAUAUUUGGAUUUUUGUUUUUGUAAAUAAAAAGAAGUUAUUUUUUUCUAUUGAUUAGUGUCUGCUCUCUCUGGUGUUUAAUGUGCUAAAGAUCAUGUCCUCUGAACCCCAAACUGUGUACACUGUUAAGCCUGAGGCAUACACGGGAGCCGACCAGCCUUCCAAAGCUAUAUUGGAGCACAAGAUGACAGUGUCCAGCUGCCAGGCAGCCCAUCUAAAUGACUCAAACAGCUUCAAAAGAAACUAGCUAUUCUGUGCCAAAAAUUUUUGUCUGGGUAUAAACUUAGCAGGGCUAAGUGACCCAGAAGACAGAGCUGUUUUCAGUAUCAGUAGAGACUCUCAGCUCUGAAUUUCAGGAAUCUGGUAGUUCUAAGUAGGCUUCACUUUUGUGAGUAACUCAAAGGCUGUGAAUUUAUUAUCAGUGUUACUUGAAUAUCACCUGAUGCACAGUUAUGCUAUUUAAUAGGUUGUUUAAUUUGUAUGAGGAAUACAUAUUGCUAAUAAAAAUGGUAA